GGGGACACCGCGCGCCGCUGCCCACCAUGGUCGCUGCGCACGCCACCCAUUCCUCCUCCUCGGCCGAGUGGAUCGCCUGCCUGGAUAAAAGGCCGUUGGAACGCUCCAGUGAAGAUGUGGAUAUAAUCUUCACACGCCUGAAAGAAGUUAAAGCGUUUGAAAAAUUUCACCCAAAUCUCCUCCAUCAGAUUUGCUUAUGUGGUUAUUAUGAGAACCUGGAAAAAGGGAUAACAUUGUUUCGCCAGGGUGAUAUUGGAACAAACUGGUAUGCUGUCCUGGCAGGGUCUCUGGAUGUUAAAGUAUCUGAGACGAGCAGUCACCAGGACGCGGUGACCAUUUGCACCCUGGGGAUUGGGACGGCCUUUGGAGAGUCCAUUCUGGACAACACGCCCCGCCAUGCGACCAUCGUCACCAGGGAGUGCAGCGAACUGCUCCGCAUCGAGCAGAAGGACUUCAGGGCACUAUGGGAGAAAUACCGACAGUAUAUGGCGGGACUCCUGGCUCCUCCUUAUGGUGUUAUGGAAACGGGCUCUAACAAUGACAGGAUUCCUGACAAGGAGAAUACACCUCUCAUUGAACCUCACGUUCCUCUUCAUCCUGCUAACUCCAUUACCAAGGUCCCUUCGGAGAAGAUCCUCAGGGCUGGAAAAAUUUUACGAAACGCCAUCCUCUCUCGGGCACCUCACAUGAUUAGAGAUAGAAAGUACCACCUAGAGACGUACAGACAAUGCUGUGUGGGAACCGAGUUGGUGGACUGGAUGGUGCAGCAGACUCAGUGUGUUCACUCCCGGACCCAAGCUGUUGGCAUGUGGCAAGUCUUGUUGGAAGACGGUGUUCUCAACCACGUGGACCAGGAGCACCACUUCCAAGACAAAUAUUUAUUCUAUCGAUUCCUGGAUGACGAGCGUGAGGACGCCCCUCUGCCCACUGAGGAGGAGAAGACGCAGGGCGACGAGGAACUCCAGGACACCGUGCUGCUGCUGUCCCAGCUGGGGCCCGACGCCCACAUGCGGAUGAUCCUGCGCAAACCACCUGGCCAGAGGACCAUGGAUGACCUGGAGAUCAUCUACGAAGAGCUGCUCCACAUUAAAGCCUUAUCCCAUCUUUCUACCACCGUGAAACGGGAGUUAGCGGGCGUUCUCAUUUUUGAGUCCCAUGCCAAAGGAGGAACCGUGUUGUUUAACCAGGGUGAAGAAGGUACCUCCUGGUACAUUAUUCUAAAAGGAUCAGUGAAUGUAGUCAUUUAUGGUAAGGGUGUGGUCUGCACCUUGCAUGAGGGCGAUGACUUCGGCAAGUUAGCACUUGUCAACGAUGCGCCUCGGGCGGCCUCCAUCGUCUUGCGAGAAGAUAAUUGCCAUUUCCUCAGAGUAGACAAGGAGGAUUUCAACCGGAUCCUGAGGGACGUGGAGGCGAAUACAGUCCGACUUAAAGAACAUGACCAAGAUGUCUUGGUGCUGGAGAAGGUCCCAGCGGGGAACAGAGCGUCUAAUCAAGGAAACUCACAGCCUCAGCAGAAGUAUACUGUGAUGUCAGGAACACCUGAAAAAAUUCUGGAACAUUUUUUAGAAACAAUCCGCCUUGAGCCAGCUUUAAAUGAAGCAACAGAAUCUGUUUUAAAUGACUUCGUUAUGAUGCACUGUGUUUUCAUGCCAAAUACCCAGCUUUGCCCAGGCCUAGUGGCCCAUUACCAUGCUCAGCCUUCCCAAGGUACACAACAGGAGAAAAUGGACUAUGCCCUGAACAACAAGAGACGGGUCAUCCGCCUGGUUCUGCAGUGGGCCGCCGUGCACGGAGACCUGUUACAGGAGGAUGACGUGGCCGUGGCUUUCCUGGAGGAGUUUUAUGUGUCUGUAUCAGACGAUGCCCGGAUGAUCGCUGCCCUCAAGGAGCAGCUGCCAGAGCUGGAGAAGAUUGUCAAGCAAAUCUUAGAAGAGGCAAAGGCGCCACAAAAGAAGCACAAGGUUCUCCUGCAACAGUUCAACACAGGCGACGAGAGAGCCCAGAAACGCCAGCCCAUCCGGGGCUCCGAUGAAGUUCUCUUCAAGGUCUACUGCAUGGACCACACCUACACAACCAUCCGGGUGCCGGUUGGGGCCUCGGUGAAGGAGGUCAUCAGUGCAGUUGCUGACAAACUGGGCUCUGGGGAAGGCCUGAUCAUAGUCAAGAUGAGCUCCGGAGGAGAAAAGGUGGUGCUCAAGCCUAAUGAUGUUUCGGUAUUUACGACGCUCACCAUUAAUGGACGCCUAUUUGCUUGCCCACGGGAGCAAUUUGAUUCACUGACUCCCUUGCCAGAACAAGAAGGCCCAACGGUUGGAACAAUGGGAACUUUCGAACUGAUGAGUUCCAAAGACUUAGCAUACCAGAUGACAAUCUACGACUGGGAACUCUUCCACUGCGUGCACGAGCUGGAGCUAAUCUACCACACAUUUGGAAGGCAUAAUUUUAAAAAGACCACAGCAAACUUGGAUCUGUUCCUGCGGAGAUUUAAUGAAAUUCAGUUCUGGGUUGUCACUGAGGUCUGCCUUUGUUCCCAGCUCAGCAAACGUGUUCAGCUCUUGAAAAAAUUUAUCAAGAUAGCAGCCCACUGUAAAGAGUACAAGAACCUGAACGCCUUUUUCGCCAUCGUCAUGGGGCUGAGCAACGUGGCCGUGAGCCGCCUGGCACUGACGUGGGAGAAACUGCCGAGCAAGUUCAAGAAGUUCUAUGCCGAGUUUGAAAGUUUAAUGGAUCCUUCAAGAAACCACAGAGCCUACAGGUUGACAGUAGCUAAACUGGAGGCGCCUCUCAUUCCCUUCAUGCCUUUGCUCAUAAAAGAUAUGACGUUUAUUCAUGAGGGGAACAAGACGUUCAUCGACAACCUCGUAAACUUUGAAAAAAUGCGCAUGAUUGCAAAUACUGCCAGAACAGUGAGAUACUGCAGAAGCCAGCCCUUCAAUCCCGAUGCAGCUCAGGCUAAUAAGAACCAUCAGGAUGUCCGGAGUUAUGUACGGCAAUUAAAUGUGAUUGACAACCAGAGAACUUUAUCACAGAUGUCACACAGAUUAGAGCCUCGGCGGCCAUAGACAUUUGAAGUGCCAGAACAAUAGCUCGUCUCCAGUCCACAAUCUGUGUUCAGAAUGCCAUUUUAUGCCACUAUGGACGGACGGACGGUGUCGCCUCAAGAGGGAGUUUGACGCAUCAAGCAGAAACGCAUCCUGAGGCCUCUAGGGCUGUGCUCGCUUCCCAGCAAGUGACGCGGCGAGAGAAGGCAUCCCCGGGCGUACCCACAGCUUGCACACGCUACCGUAGGAACCCCCAGUGGGUAGACACUCAGCCAUUCCGAGUUGUGCAUCUGCUCUGCUGGAAUGUAAGGCAUGGCGCCCUCCCACCGGAAGGGCCUGGUCCUAAUACCAUUGUCAAGAGAAGAAUCAACCCCUGCCAUCCGCCCCACCCCCCACCGAGUGUUUUAGGUUAAGAUGUGCUACCAGUGGGAUGCUCUGGAUCCAUUGUGGUGAUAAGAGUUUCAUCGUUUAGAUUCAAGAUACGGAGUGUGGGGUCUUAAAAAGAAUACUAUUGAAGAAUUCAUAUACAUGCCAAUUAUAGGUCGCCGUGUUCCAUCUUCAUAGUCUUACCUCAAAAGAAAUAGAAUCUGACCACAUGACUUAUGCCACAUGUCUAUUUAUGUAGUGUAGGCAGGACUGGUCUGUAAUUUCUGAAUGAUAGAGUAAUAUUUAUGUUUACAAUGUAACUUCUUACAAUAAAAUUUAAAAAUCAGGAUUACAUAUAUUAGAAUUCCGAUCAGAAACUCCAAGGUUCUUAAAAUUGCCAGGAUUAAGAUAGGGGAGAAAAAAAAUCACCUUUCAGAAGAGCACAAUAUGCACAAAACUUUUUUUCCCCCCAAAUUAGAAUAUUUUCCUGGGCAUUAAAAAUCUUUAAUAUUGGCUACAAAUUAUUGUCACUGAUGAGAAAAAAAUAUUUUCUGCACUUAAACGUUAUUACAAAUAUCUUAAUUUUCAGCAAUUCUUUUGCACUUUCAACUAGACUGUAAAUAGUUCAUUCAACCAAUGGUAAAGAAUUAUUUAUUUGCUAUAUAGUAGAUAUUGUGCCAAAUAAUUGCUUUUUAUUUAUUUUAUUUAGUAUGUAAUUUUAGAGUACAUUUUUUCCUAUUUUCAUCAUUAGGCUACAUUUGAUGUGUAGGAAUUAUGUGUGUAUAUCUUCUGUAAAUAACACUUAGUAUCUUCAUUAAAUAUAAUUGUUGACAAGA
Messenger RNA from Echinops telfairi (small Madagascar hedgehog), 4243 nucleotides. It is a transcript of the gene RAPGEF4, whose product is annotated as Rap guanine nucleotide exchange factor 4. Gene Ontology annotation, cellular component: plasma membrane. The coding region runs from base 27 to 3062 and encodes 1011 amino acids. The record is from RefSeq and is a predicted model, not a curated record. NCBI's taxonomy places the organism in Eukaryota, Metazoa, Chordata, Mammalia, Afrosoricida, Tenrecidae. The transcript has 31 exons. Gene Ontology annotation, biological process: positive regulation of GTPase activity; Ras protein signal transduction. Gene Ontology annotation, molecular function: guanyl-nucleotide exchange factor activity.